Nothobranchius furzeri (turquoise killifish) is the source of this 1853-nucleotide messenger RNA. Lineage: Eukaryota; Metazoa; Chordata; Actinopteri; Cyprinodontiformes; Nothobranchiidae. The record is from RefSeq and is a predicted model, not a curated record.
AGGCGUUUAUCAGACCAUUCAGGGAACACCACAUCGAUCCGACUGCCAUCACUCGCCAUGACUUCAUCGAAACCAAUGGCGACAACUGUAUGAUCCCAAUCCUACCGCUGGCUCACAUGACUUACAAGUUCCUCACACACACACCAGAGGCCUUGGUGGCGUCCUACCCCUGGGACUGCUACGUCUUUGCCUUGGCGUUCUUUGUGACACUGACCAAUCAGAUUCAUAAGUGGAGCCACUCCUACUUCGGUCUCCCUCGAUGGGUCACGCUGCUUCAGGACUGGCAUCUGGUGUUACCACGGAAACACCACCGCAUCCACCAUGUCUCGCCACAUGAGACGUAUUACUGCAUCACUACAGGUUGGUGUAACUACCCUCUGGACCAGCUGGGAUUCUGGAGAAGGAUGGAGCGUCUGAUCCAACACCUGACCGGAGAGAAACCUCGAUCAGACGACAUGGCCUGGGCCAAAAAGACUGAUGAAUGAGUCCAGUCCGACCAGUACCGGGGUGGGGGCGGGGCCACAAACUUACUUCAUCAUCUGCAAGAGAGCAAACAUUUUAAAAUAUGAGAGCAAAAAAUAUGAAUGAUGUGAUAGUUGUGGAGGUUCAUGUCAACAGGAAGUGAACACCUGGUCAUUUUUAUGGCCCUUUUGACCCACAAGAUGUGCUGAUGAAUCUGGAGGUUGGGCUCUCCGGAAGAGAUGCCAAGCUGCUUAACACACACACACGCACGCACACACACACACACACACACACACACACACACACACACACACACACACACACACACACACACACACACACACACACACACACACACACACACACACACACACACACACGGGACUGUCAGCUCUCAGAGCUCUGUGAAGCUGUUUUUUGUUAAGGAGUGUGCACGUACAGCAUGCGCGCCUCGUGCACGAGCCUCCUAUUGAAGCUGCCGUUACACUUUUGGCCAGAGGGGGCAAUAGCGAGCAUAAAAAUUCAACUCCGUAAAGUCCCUUUAAAGAAGAAAGUAAAAAGAUGUGACAAUGAAUGUAUCAAUUAAUUUUGUUGAUAGUUUAUUUAAAAAUAAACUGUUUAUGACUAAAUAAAAGGAUUUUUUCCUUUAAAUCCUACCAGAGUCCAAAACCUGAUGGAUCCACAGAAACGUCAGCAUUUGGUCAUCUUCCUCUCUUCCUGUCCUUUCCUAAACUUCCCAAUCCGGUUUGUGACAUUCCAGGUUGGUGUAACUACCCUCUGGACCAGCUGGGAUUCUGGAGAAGGAUGGAGCGUCUGAUCCAACACCUGACCGGAGAGAAACCUCGAUCAGACGACAUGGCCUGGGCCAAAAAGACUGAUGAAUGAGUCCAGUCCGACCAGUACCGGGGUGGGGGCGGGGCCACAAACUUACUUCAUCAUCUGCAAGAGAGCAAACAUUUUAAAAUAUGAGAGCAAAAAAUAUGAAUGAUGUGAUAGUUGUGGAGGUUCAUGUCAACAGGAAGUGAACACCUGGUCAUUUUUAUGGCCCUUUUGACCCACAAGAUGUGCUGAUGAAUCUGGAGGUUGGGCUCUCUGGAAGAGACGCCAAGCUGCUUAACACACACACACACACACACACACACACACACACACACACACACACACACACACACACACACACACACACACACACACACACACACACACACACACACACACACACACACACACACACACACACACACACACACACACACACGGUUUUCUGUAUUUGGUUGGAACGACCGGGCCUUGCACGGUGGAGCCUGAAGGGCCGUUCUGCAGCUCGCUGCUGGUCUGCCUUAAUCUUUUUAUCUACUGUUUGAUCUGAAUAAAGAUUUCCAAACUCUAAA